Molecule: messenger RNA, 2578 nt
Organism: Leptopilina boulardi
Lineage: Eukaryota; Metazoa; Arthropoda; Insecta; Hymenoptera; Figitidae
Exons: 2
Coding region: 159-2288 (709 amino acids)
Biological process (GO): intracellular transport
Source: RefSeq, a predicted model, not a curated record
UAAGAAUUUAUCUUAUAAAAUCCAUUUAAUAUUAAAGACAAUAAUUUACAGAAUAGAAAAUAAUUUACGAAGUGAAUUCAUCUACAAUUUAUUUUUUAUUGAAAAAAAAAGAAAUGGAAAAAUAAUCAAAAUCACUGUAAAUUAACAAAAUAAAUAAGAUGUUGAGCCUAUUUAGAAAAUUUAUCUCCAAUUCAAAUGAAUCAUCACAAAUUCCAUUUAUUGAUGAGACAUUUGCAAGUAAAUUGGAAAUUUUUAUUUUCAAACUAUCAACAAAGGAAUGGUUGGAAAAUGUUUCAGGUACAAUAUUCAUUGAAAAAUUAGAACCACCACAAACAUCAUUAAUGAUAAUAAAAAUUGAAUCACAUCCCUAUAAUUUAAUACGAAAAAUUACACGUGAUUUUGAAUUAUUAGAAAAAGAUGAGAGAACAUGGAUGUUUCGUGUUUAUGAAAAAACAAAAUCAACCGACUACAAUGAAUCGUCUAUAAUUGCUUGUCGUUUUUCCACAAAAAUAAUAGCAAAUAAAUUUUAUAAUUUUAUCAAAGAUCUACAAAAUAUCAGUAGAGCAGGUUUUGAAAAUCUUAAUUUUCGACUUGAAAUAAUACGUAAAAAACAUGAGGAAGAACUUUUGGAAAAAAACUAUGCUUUAGCAGCAAAUUUUCCAACGUGGGACUAUUUAUUGAAUGGAAAAUAUUAUCAAAAUUUUUACAAUAUAAAAAAUAAUUUAUUUCAAUGUAUGACUGAGAUACGUGAAUUUGAUAAUGUGAACAAAAAAUGGAAGGAACUUAUUUUGGGAAUUGUGAAAAUUGAAAUAGAAAAAGAUAAUGCUGAACAAAGUGUAUUGACAGUAAUGGAAAAUAAUCAUUUCAUUAAAUUAGUUAUAACAAAAGAUGUUGAAUUAAUAGCAUUGGAUAAUAAAACAUGGAUGUGGAGAGGAUAUAAAAAAUAUGAGAAUAAUGUUGAAAAUCUAUUGAUUGGUUGUCGAUUUAUAAAUACAAAAAUUGCUCAAACUUUUGGAAUUAAUAUUUUGAAGGCACAAAAAAAUGCCCCAUCAAGAUGUAAUUAUCGCGAUGAAUAUAUGAGUGAAUUAUUUAAAAAAGAAAAUGAAAUAAAAUUAUCAAAUAAUCAAAUUGCAUUGGAGACAAAUUUUCCCGGUGAAUAUGAAAUAAUUGACAAUGAUGACAAUUUUUCAUCACCCACUACAUCGAAUAUUAAUCAAUUUAUUGUUAAUAAAUAUACUCCAACACUUUCAAAUAUUUCACUUUCUUCAUUUUCAAUAUCGUCAAACGAUGAAAAUUCCAUGUUAAACAUUUUAUAUGAAAAUAGAGGAAAAUUUUCUAUUUUUAAUUUGGAAAUAAAACAAUGGAACAAAUGUGGCGAUGGAACAAUAAAAAUAUUAAGAAAUAGAGAAAUAUCAAAUAUUUAUUUAUCGAUGAAAUUUAAUGAAAAUGAAUUUAUUUGUAAAAUAACUCAAGAUUUGGAAUUGAUGGAAAAAAAUUCAAAAUUCUUUAUCUGGAGAGUUUAUAAUAAAAAUGAAAUGAAGAAAUCAAUUAUUUUUUUGAUGACAGAAUUUGAAAAUAAAGAAAUUUCAGAGGAAUUUAAAAAUUGUAUGAAAAAUAUAAAACAACAUUAUUCCGAUGAAUUGUUAAGCGAUGAAUUUGAAUUGAAUAUAAUGAAGGAAUUAUUUGAAAUUGAAUUGAAUGAAAAAUUAUUAGCAUUUGAUAUGAAUUUUCCAUCACAUGUCGAUAUUGAAUGGCUGAAUGAAGAGAUUAAUAAAAAAUUAAGAGUCAAUGAGAAUAUUAGUGAAAUUGAUUUUACUAAAGGUGCAAUAUUUCAUUCGAAAGUUGAUAUUUAUAAAUUUGAUAAAAUUUCAAAUGAAUGGAAAAAACUCACAGUACAUUCAGGUACAAUAAUGAUAAAAUUAAAACAAUUUCAAGAAUUUCAAAAAACAAUUAUUUAUACAAUUAUUGAUGAUUUUCAAGGAAAAAUUGUGAUUAAAUGUGAAAUAGCUGGUAAUUUAAAUUUAGAAAUGAAAGACAAAACUUCAUUUAUUUGGAGAGGAUACACUGAAAUGGAAAAUGAAAAAAUGGAAACUCACUUGAUUGCCUGUCGAUUUAUAAAUUUUCAUAUUGCCAAAACAUUUAGGGCAAUUGUCGCCGAUAUUGUGGAUAAACCCAUGAGAUGUUUUCUUCGCGAUAAAUAUUUGUCAUUAAUUUUAAAAAAUGAGAGAGAACAAAUUUUUGAACAAAAUCAAAUUGCUCUCAAUUCUAUUGCUGAGAAAGAAGAAUAAAAAAAAAAAAAUUGUUUCUUUUUCUAAUUUUUAAAAAAAUAAAAUUAUAAUUCAAAAUUAAAAAAAAAAUUAUUACCUUUAAAUUUUUUUCCCUUAUAGAAUUUUCCUUUAAAGUUCUUGUAUUAAAAAUUAGAUUUUAAUAAUUCAAUGUUUUCUUCGUGGUAAAUUUUGUUCUGUAAUUCUAAAAACUGAGAGAGAGAGAACAAAUUGUUCUCAAUUCUGUUGUUGAGAAAAAAAAAUUUGUUUUUUGUAAUUUUUAUAAAAUUUAUAAAAUAAAAUUAUUACCUUUU